This is a messenger RNA of Puntigrus tetrazona (Sumatra barb), 1980 nucleotides long. It is a transcript of the gene pdx1, whose product is annotated as pancreatic and duodenal homeobox 1. Gene Ontology annotation, biological process: type B pancreatic cell differentiation; regulation of transcription by RNA polymerase II. NCBI's taxonomy places the organism in Eukaryota, Metazoa, Chordata, Actinopteri, Cypriniformes, Cyprinidae. Gene Ontology annotation, molecular function: RNA polymerase II cis-regulatory region sequence-specific DNA binding; DNA-binding transcription factor activity, RNA polymerase II-specific. Gene Ontology annotation, cellular component: nucleus. The record is from RefSeq and is a predicted model, not a curated record. The transcript has 2 exons. The coding region runs from base 845 to 1597 and encodes 250 amino acids.
CGUUUUUAUUUAUCCACGAGGACUUUAGUUAAAUGAACCGUGGACGGGUGUGCUUAAUGGCAGGUAAGCUUGGUUAAAGCAAAAGACAGACGCGUUGAGAGGUGUGCGUAAUGCUUGCCCUUGUCGCCGGUGUCCAUAGUUUUUACGUAACAAGGACUUAAUGGAGCCUCUUAAUGUGUUCGUUUAGAAGCCCGUGCGCUCUUUUUACGAGAAAAAAAAAUGUAAUAGGUAGGCUGAAUUUGAUCUAAACGCGUAGGCUGGGUGAAAGCUAAAUUACAUUUUGCGCUGUAGCACGUUUCCACGGACGACGUACUGUACUGUCAAAAUUUGCUCAAAGACGAUUAAAGCUCAAGUUGGUCUGGAUUGCUUUGCCUUUGAUAACUGAUCAUCGAUUAUGUCCCUUUUAAAAGUUGAUUUGAAUGUCAUAUUAACAAUUUUUGCUGUUAAUUAAACAGCGGCUGCAUUUUCUGCAGAGAUACUGAUUCUCACAUACACCUGUCUUCGCAGUACGAUCUAACAACUGCAGGUGUAGCACAUAUAGUCUCGGGCAAACAGAAAGUGUUUGCCAAGGGCAUUGAUUUGAGCAUGGUCAGUUCUGUUCAAUUAUUGUCAAACCGCGGGGCAGUCGAAAGGAAACACGUACAGAAUCUGCAGCCAGUUGACAGCUUUGUGUAAACAGUGAAACCAGUGGUGCAGCAGGGUCACAUGGUCGCGGUGGCACACCUAUGAGGCCCUCGAUCGGCGCCAGACGCUCAGACUGCAGGUAGAGCAGAGGUCCUGAUCAGGGGCAGGGCGCUGGCUCAGGUGCUAGUGUACGGCACGGUCUCCCCGGUCUGUGGCAAUCAUGAAUCGGGAAGAGCACUAUUACCCUCCUAACCACCUGUACAAGGACUCCUGCGCCUUCCAGAGACACCCCAACGAAGACUACAGCCAAAACCCUCCGCCGUGUCUGUACAUGAGCAGACAGGCUCAGUCCGUCUACGCCGCGCCGUCCUUGGGCGGCCAGGACCAGCCAAAUCUCACCGACAUUACUUCUUAUAACAUGUCGACCCGGGAUGAUCUGGCGGGGGCUCACCUUCACCUUCCCCAGACUCCGCAGACAUCUCUACAGACGCUCGGCGGCUACGGAGACUCUCUUGACCUGUGCGGGGAUCGGAGCAGGUACCAUCUGCCCUUCCCGUGGAUGAAGUCAACCAAAUCUCACACGCACGCCUGGAAAGGACAGUGGACAGGCCCUUACAUGGUGGAGGCGGAGGAGAACAAGCGCACGCGGACGGCGUACACCCGAGCGCAGCUGCUCGAGCUCGAGAAAGAGUUCCUCUUCAACAAAUACAUCUCGCGCCCGCGCCGCGUGGAGCUCGCGCUCACCCUCAGCCUCACCGAGAGACACAUCAAGAUCUGGUUCCAGAACCGUCGCAUGAAGUGGAAAAAGGAGGAGGACAAGAGGAGAGCCAGAGGAGUGGAUCCCGAACAGGAUUCCUCCAUCACGUCCGGAGACCUGAAGGAGGAGUCGUGCGUCGCUCCGGGAACGGGACCCCCCUCGCCCCUGCACUCUCACCUACCUCCAGUCCCACAAAAGUCCUCAAACAAACACUGACCGACAGAGACACGCGUCAACGGCACGACCUGUCAGCCUGCCAUCGACGAGCGGAAGUACAAGCGUGCCGGCGACAAUGACAAGAGCUAGUCAAAACCUGUAUAUCUGUACAGGCCCCUGAAAGAUUGACAGUAGGGGGCGCUCUCAUUGCGUGAGAGGCGAAGCUCCCUGGAGUACGUGUUCUUGCGUAAUAGAAAUCCACGACGUCAACAAAUCUUCAUCAGCAAGGCAUUGUUGGACACUAUUAUAAUUGCAUUUUUCGUAUUUAUAGAUAGACAACGAAAAGUCAAAUGCAAGCGACUAUCUCUUAUCAUGAAUUUCUUUCAACAACAUAACAUACUAUUUAUAUAGCUACAGCUGAACGAAUUAAAAGCGUGUGUGCA